Messenger RNA from Meloidogyne enterolobii, 1386 nucleotides. NCBI's taxonomy places the organism in Eukaryota, Metazoa, Nematoda, Chromadorea, Rhabditida, Meloidogynidae. The record is from the annotation of a GenBank genome assembly.
AUGGUAGCAAGACGAGGUCUUGUAGCACCCCAAAAUUUCUUUCUAGACUCUGUUAUUAGACGUUGUAAUAAUACUGAAUCCUCGUUUAUCCUGGCAAAUGCUCAAAUUUGUGAUUAUCCAAUUGUUUAUUGCAACGAAGGUUUUUCAAAAAUGAUUGGUUAUAGUCGUGCUGAAACAAUGCAAAAGAAUGCAUCUCUUUCCUUUAUGUACAGCGACCAUACAGACACUUCAGCAAUUCAAAAAAUUCAAAAUGCUUUAGAAAAUGCAAAAACAGAGCAAGUUGAAAUUGGCCUUUGCAAAAAGAAUAAGACGAAUGUUUGGUUAUUAAUGAAUAUAUCUCCAAUAAUGGGGAGUGCAGGGACUGAAGCAGGUGUUGGGGGAGGACAUUCAGAAACAACAGAAAAAAAAACUGGCUCGACAAAAGUUGGAGGGAGUGGGGGAAUUGAUAUUAAAAAUAAAGUAGUUUUGUAUUUGUGUCAAUUCAAGGAUAUUACUCCUCUGAAGGAACCGUUAGAGGGCGAAAAUAAUAAAAUCCUUGGUCUUUCACGCAUUUUACAAAUUGCCAGAGUAGCCAAAUAUAGACAGCAAUUUACACCUAAUCAUAUCGAGACGAAAGAUCUUAAACCAGCACAAAGUGUUAUUGGUUCUAAUUUUAAUCAGCUAAUGAAUUUGGGAGGAGAUGUGUUGCCACAAUAUAGACACGAGACACCAAAAACAUCACCACACAGUAUUGACUAUGUUAUUUUACUCGAUUCUGUUGUUGAUGUUAUUUUUUUCGCUGAUAUUUUACUUAAUUUCCAUACAACAUUUGUUGGCCCUGUUGGAGAAGUAGUAAUAGACCCAAAAGCAAUUAGACAUAAUUAUUUCAAAUCUUGGUUUCUAAUUGAUUUACUUUCUUGUUUGCCUUAUGAUAUAUUUUAUAUGUUUAAACAGGACGAUGAAAGAAUUGCCUCUCUAUUUAGUGCCCUAAAAGUUGUCCGUCUUCUCCGACUUGGAAGAGUUGCCCGUAAACUUGAUAAUUAUUUGGAAUAUGGUGCAGCAACUCUUUUACUUUUACUCUGUGCCUAUGUCCUUGUAGCUCACUGGAUGGCUUGUAUUUGGUAUGUAAUCGGUGAAUACGAGGCUAGAAAUAAAUUUCAUUUUCUUCAAGAACAAACUUUGGCUGAUGGUUGGCUAAUUCGUCUUUCAUAUGACUUAAAAAUGCCAUUUAAUUCGAGUGCUUCAAAUCUAAGUAGAUUAGUUGGAGGUCCAGAUAAAACACAUUGUUAUGUGUCUUCUUUAUAUUUCACAAUGUCUUGUAUGUCCACCGUUGGGUUUGGAAAUAUUGCGAGUACAACUAUGAAUGAAAAAAUAUUUGGAAUGUUAGUAUAUUCUGUACUUCUUUGA